Molecule: messenger RNA, 11882 nt
Organism: Trichomycterus rosablanca
Lineage: Eukaryota; Metazoa; Chordata; Actinopteri; Siluriformes; Trichomycteridae
Gene: zfhx3b
Product: zinc finger homeobox 3b
Exons: 10
Coding region: 343-11835 (3830 amino acids)
Biological process (GO): regulation of transcription by RNA polymerase II; regulation of neuron differentiation
Cellular component (GO): nucleus
Molecular function (GO): zinc ion binding; DNA-binding transcription factor activity, RNA polymerase II-specific; RNA polymerase II cis-regulatory region sequence-specific DNA binding
Source: RefSeq, a predicted model, not a curated record
AUUAGCAGGAAUAAAGAUCCAAAGAGUUUUUUUCUUUUCAAUCAUCAGAUCUCACUUUCACCUCUUCCUCUCUCCCUCUAACACGAGACUCAUCGUCCGCUUUGCAUCCAAAUUAUUUUUAUAUUGCCUUUACAACUAAUACUUCGGCUUUUCCCCUCUCUCUGCUCGCCCGCAACAACAAUGAUCUUUCUUUUAGCAUCCUAAACGCAAACUGACCAAAAACGGACUGCCUUGAUGGGAUCUUUAGCCAAACCGACUCAAUACUGGAUUAAAAAGCGAGGAUCUCAAAGCGGCAGCAAAAAAAUUGCCUGGAUGCGAUGAACGCCUCAUGUAGGCAUCAGCAUGGAAAGCUGUGAGUCUCCCGUGAUUUCUGGGACAAACGAUGGGCUCAGCUCCUCAACAGCCUCCCAGCAACAGCCUCAGCAGCAUCCUUCUCAACCCUGGAACGAUCAUCCUAGUGCACAGGUCACUCCCAGCAACCAGCCACCUUCUUUGGAGCCCAUUUCCCUCUCGGCCCAGCUCCAAAACCCUAACAAAUAUUGCGAGGCUGUAAAAGAACAGAAACGACAGCAAACACGGACUCCACCCCAGACUUCCAACGACAGCUCGGCCGGCAGCCAACUGCACCCCAGACGAGAGGGUUUGUUAGAAGAAGGGGAGGAAGGGAGUUGUGGAGAGGAGGACGAAGAUUUUGAGGACUUGGACGAGAUGGAGAUUGACAACUGUUUUCCAAAUCUUCAGCCCUUUCCAGGCAUGUCCAUAGGUCCUGUUGGAGGGGCUAUGCCAACGCUGAUUCGGCAGCAACCCACGCGGCGGAGAGACGCUAUGGAAAGUGGAAGUGAAGAAGGUGAGGAUGACGACGAAGAUACCAGCGAUGUCGAGAACCUAGCUGGGGAAAUCGUCUACCAGCCUGAUGGCUCAGCCUACAUUGUGGAGAAUCUGAGCCAGCUGAUCCAAAGUGAAGGGAGCUUGUCAUCUGGCCUGCUUUCUUCAAAUUUUCUUCCUGGUGGUGGUAAGCCAGGGGAAACUGCCGGAACAUCAUCAUCAGUAUACCCUCAGAUCAUCAACACUUUCCACAUAGCCUCAUCUUUUGGGAAGUGGUUUGGCUCCUCAGACCAAUCUUUUCCCAAUACCUUAACCCCAGCAGGCCACAGCCCCUUACUGCACAGUUUCCGUGUUUUUGAUGUGCGGCACAAAAGCAACAAGGAUUACCUUAAUAGUGACGGGUCUGCCAAGAAGUCCUGUGUAUCCAAAGAUGUUCCCAACAAUGUGGAUUUUUCCAAAUUUGACGGGCUGGCUCUUUAUGGCAAGGGCAAGCCCAUCCUUAUGUGCUUUCUCUGCAAGCUGUCCUUUGGUUAUGCUCGAUCCUUUGCCACUCAUGCUGUCCAUGACCAUCGCAUGACUCUGUGUGAGGAUGAGCGUCAAAUUUUGGGCCACAAGCAUGCAUCUGCCAUUAUCCAGGGCAUUGGUAAAGACAAAGAGCCCCUUAUUAGUUUCCUGGAACCAAAAAACAAAAGUUCUCCUUCACCACCCAACUUAGUGCCCAUUAAUUCAGGCCAAAGCUUCUAUGGCACAUUUAGUGGGGUCCAUUUAGAGGCAGGGAGCAAUAGUGACGGAGGCGAUGGUCUCCUCAGCAAAGACUCUGAUUCGGGUCUCCUAAACUUGGGAGGUCUUGGCAGUCCAAAGCCACCCUCUCUUUCCCUAAUCCCAGGCGCUGCCAAAGACUCUAGUCCUCUACCUAAGGUUCAGGAAAGGAGAACAGAUGGGCCUGUGGGAAAUGAGGGGACUCUAAGACGGCAGGAGCAGGACAUGGAUACCUGUAAAAGCCAGACUUUACUUCUUGGAGAGGAGGUGGCCUCAGAGGAUGAGGAAGAACUUCUUCUAGAAGAAGAGGAUGAUGAGGUGGAAGACGAAGGUAUUGCAGUGACCUGUGGUGGCAGAAGCAGCAGUGGUGGACAAGUCGGGGAACCAUUUGUCUCUAACCAAAGUAUAUCCAAAUCCCCUUUAUUAAUGCCUAGUAGCGCUCUUCAGCCUUCUGCAUUUUCAUCUGCAGCCAGCCCCAUGCCCAACAGCAAAGCCUCAGCUUCCAUGCGCUCUUCUUCUGUCAGGGGAUCAGAAGAAAGAGCAGCUGCUGACGGUGGGGGGAAGUCUUUAGAGCAUCCUCUGAGCUUUAACUGCCAGGGGCUCACUGUCCCUAAGGCAAUGGCGGCAGCCACAAGAAGAGAGGGUGAGGAAGACGGAGCCACAUGCUCCACAGUUGGGACUUCCUCUCCUCUUACCUCUAACACUGCCGCUGAUGAAAGUGCCAAUCGAGAUAGUGCCACAGCUCCUGAACCAAAUGAAUGCCCAUCAGAGGGAGAUGAUGACAGUGCUGCCCACCUGCACCACCUCCACCAUCAUCAUCAUCAUCACCUACACCCUUCACCACACUCCCACUCUAACUCUCAGCAUCCCGGGUCCUGCGACAUGACUGGGGUAGGGGAGUGUGCCCAGAACCAUGGAACUGGGGCAAGUGGAGGAAAUGGGGUUGAGUGCCCAAAAUGUGACACUGUCCUGGGCUCAUCACGCUCACUGGGUGGCCACAUGACGAUGAUGCACUCACGUAACUCUUGCAAGACACUGAAGUGUCCUAAAUGCAACUGGCAUUACAAGUACCAGCAGACCCUAGAGGCCCACAUGAAGGAGAAACACCCGGACUCUGGAAACUCCUGUGUGUACUGCAGCAACGGGCAGAGUCACCCGCGGCUGGCUCGUGGUGAGAGUUAUACCUGCGGCUACAAGCCCUUCCGAUGCGAGGUCUGUAACUAUUCUACCACAACAAAGGGCAAUCUGAGCAUCCACAUGCAGUCUGACAAGCACCUCAACAACAUGCAGACCCUGCAAAAUGGUGGCUCCAUCCCCACAGCUGGUGAACAAGUGUUUGGGCAUACACCUGGUGGUGUUGUGACUGUCCCUUCAGCCCCUCAGACCAGCAGCCACCACCCUAGCCACCACCACCACCACCACCCAGUCCAGUCCUCCACCCAUAUAGCUGGGCCCUGUGGUGCACCUUCGCCCACCAAGCCCAAAAGCAAGCCCACCUGGCGCUGUGAGGUCUGCGACUAUGAGACUAACGUGGCCCGCAAUCUGCGCAUUCACAUGACCAGUGAAAAGCACAUGCACAACAUGAUGCUGCUCCAGCAGAAUGUGACACAAAUGCAGCAUGGUCGCAUGAGUCUGGGGGCCAUGCACUCGCCCUCUGAGGCAGAGCUUUACCAGUAUUACCUGACACAAAACAUGAGCCUGCCCCCAGGCUUGAAGAUGGAUCCUACUGGAGCAGAUGCUCAAUUCCUGCUUGGUGGAUUCCACCUGGAUCCUAAUAUGGCCUCCUUGGCCCCAGCACUGGUAGGAGGGGACAUCCCUAUGGACGUCCGGCUCGGCGGAGGGCAGCUGGUGUCUGAGGAGCUGAUGACUCUGGGCGAGAGUCUGUCACAGACCACUGACCCGUCGCUGAAACUCUUUCAGUGUGCCGUGUGCAACCGCUUCACCACCGAUAACCUGGACAUGCUGGGCCUGCACAUGGGCACGGAGCGCGCGCUGCCCGAGGACGAGUGGAAAGCGGUGGUUGGCGACUCUCACCAGUGCAAGCUGUGUCGUUACACCACGCAACUGAAGGCCAAUUUUCAGCUGCAUUGCAAGACUGACAAACACGUGCAGAAAUACCAGCUGGUGGCCCACAUUAAGGAGGGAGGCAAAAGCAACGAGUGGCGCCUUAAAUGCGUGGCCAUUGGCAACCCUGUGCACCUCAAGUGCAAUGCCUGCGAUUACUACACCAACAGCCUAGAGAAGCUGCGCAUGCAUACUGUAAAUUCACGUCAUGAGGCCAGCCUGAAGCUGUACAAGCAUUUGCAGCAGCAUGAAAGUGCAGUGGAGGGUGAGGCGUGCUACUAUCACUGUGUAUUAUGUAACUACUCCACAAAGGCCAAGCUGAACCUCAUCCAGCACGUGCGCUCCAUGAAGCACCAGCGCAGCGAGAGCCUGCGUAAGCUGCAACGUCUGCAGAAAGGCCUGCCUGAAGAGGAGGAGGACCUGAGUGCUAUCUUCACCAUUCGCAAGUGUCCCUCUGCAGACAUAGGAGAGCUGAGUGAGGAUGUGGAGGCUGCCAGUGAGACCAUCACAGACCAGGAGGACCAAACCAAAGACAGAGAGAGUGGGGGGGAGAAGGAGCUCACCACAGGGACAGCAGCAGGAUCCAGCCUGUCAGAGAGAAAUCAGGCUGAUUCGCCGAUACCCUCAAAACGGCCCCCCUCAGGGUCCGGGGCUUCGGAGAGCCCCCUCUCUUCCAAGAGGCCCAGGACGUCGGAGAAGAGCACUGAAGAACAGAUGUACCAGUGCCCCUACUGUAAGUUCACAAAUACGGAUCUGAACCGACUGAGGAUGCACGUGAUGACGCAGCAUUCGGUGCAGCCCAUGCUGCGAUGCCCGCUGUGCCAGGACACGCUUAACAACAAGGUCCACCUGCAGUUCCACCUCACGCACCUCCACAGCGUCGCCCCGGAUUGCGUCGAUAAGCUAAUAGCCACGGUGGCAUCAUCAGAGGUACUGCCAGCAAGCAUGUUCAUACCAAUCCCUGGACCAGAGAAAGAGACUCAAAAUACACCCCAGUCCUUGUCUAACUCAACAUCUGAAGAGUCAAAGAAGCAAACAGAUUCUACAGAUGUUGAGAACGAUAAAGGAAUUCCUCCGGUCUCAGACGUUGCUGAAUCCCGCAAGUCACCUCUUGAAGACCAGCAUCCUGUAAAAGAAGACCCGACCGGUUUUCUAUGCUGGAAGAAAGGCUGUAAUCAAGUAUUUAAAUCAUCCAGUGCUCUACAGAUGCACUUCAACGAGGUCCACAACAAAAGGCCACAGCUGCCUGUCUCGGAUCGUCACGUUUACAAGUACCGUUGCAACCAGUGUAGCCUGGCAUUCAAGACCAUUGAGAAGCUGCAGUUGCAUUCCCAGUACCAUGUUAUUAGAGCUGCUACCAUGUGUUGUCUAUGCCAGAGGAGUUUUAGGACCCUGCAGGCUUUAAAGAAACACCUGGAGACCAGUCACCUUGAACUGAGUGAAUCUGAUAUUCAGCAACUCUAUGGAGGCCUCCUAAUGAAUGGAGACUUAAUGGUUAUUGGAGACCCCUCACUUGGAGAGGACCAAGGGGGUCUCAUUGACGAUGAGAAAGAUGGAGAGGAGAGUGAUCCUGAGGAAAAACAGAGUCCAACAGGCAGCGACUCAGGGUCAUUACAAGACGAUUCUGGAUCAGAGCCCAAGAGAGCUCUGCCAUUUAGAAAAGGUCCCAAUUUCACCAUGGAGAAAUUCCUAGACCCUUCUCGUCCGUUCAAGUGUACGGUCUGCAAAGAGUCUUUUACCCAGAAGAAUAUUUUACUCGUACAUUAUAACUCUGUGUCACACUUGCAUAAGGUCAAACGGGCUCUGCAAGAAUCCACCACAGGUCAACCAGAAACGACCAGCAGCCCUGAUAAUAAGCCCUUCAAGUGCAGCACUUGCAAUGUUGCGUAUAGUCAGAGCUCUACACUGGAAAUUCAUAUGCGCUCUGUCCUGCACCAGACCAAAGCCAGAGCAGCCAAGCUUGAAGCAGCUGGUGGCAGCUCCAGCUCUGCCAGCAGUGGUGGUGUAAGUGGAGCCACCUCAAACAGCACUUCUACCCCCAGCCCUAUCCCAUCGACAAACUCAACAAGCAGCUCAAGCCUCAACAGUAGCUCUCCAGCAGGGGUUCAGACAACAGCACAGAGCAUCCUGGGAGGUAACCACCCAAAUCAGUCACAUAGCCUAGAGAGCACUUCAAAUUCAACCACUUAUCCUUCUCCUUCUGAAAACCAAGAUGUAAAGAAAAGAAAAUUUGUUGAUAUGUUGUCCUCAAGAGGUCACCAGCAGCUCCAGCAGCAGCAGUUAGCCCAGGCUCAAGCACAAGCUCAGGCCCAGCUCCAGCAAGAACUCCAGCAGCAAGCCGCCCUCAUUCAGUCCCAGCUCUUCAACCCUCUACUCCAGCACUUCCCAAUGACAGCAGAUGCCAUUCUGCCCCUUCAACAGCAGCAGCUGCUAUUUCCUUUCUAUAUUCCUGGAGCAGAGUUUCAGUUGAAUCCAGAAAUGAACCUAAACAGUUCUGUACUGAACCUGAGUGGAUCUGUCGCUUCUUUGUUGGAGGAACAAAAGAACCAGGCCCAGCAGAGCUGUCUACAACAGCAGCUGAUGCACCAUCACCUUCAGCAACAGCACCAGGCGCAUACCCACUCCCAGGCAUCAAGCCAAAUGGCUUUACUUCAGCAAAGUGCAUCUCUUUCUCACCCAGUGGAAAAAAAGCCAAAGCAGAUUGUUUCUCAUAGUGAGAAAGACAGAGAGCUGCCAAAGGAAAAAGAAAUGAAUGAAAAAAGUGAAGAUCAUACUUCAAAGGAUCUUUCAGAUAAGUCCAAAGAGAAGAAGGAUGUUUCACAGGCUAUAACCAAUUUAAACCAAGACAAUGGAUUCCUUCCACCAAGAAUUGCAUCAGAUGCCCGUGGAAAUGCCACCAAAGUGCUGCUGGAGAAUUUUGGAUUUGAAUUGGUUAUUCAGUACAAUGAGAACAAACAAAAAGCCCAAAAAAAGCCCACAGGAUCUGGAUCAACUGCACCAGGAGGCAUCACAAAAGUGGUGGACCCUGUUGAGGGACUGGAAAAACUGGAAUGCGAGGCCUGUGGAAAGCUCUUCUCCAACAUACUAAUUUUGAAGAGUCACCAGGAACACAUCCAUCAGGCCUUUUUCCCCUUCAGAUCGCUAGAAAGGUUUGCUAAAGAGUACAGGGAACAGUAUGACAAGCUAUACCCGCUUAGACCGCAAACCCCUGAAGCUGCUCCUGCUCCACCACCCCCUCCUCCACCACCUCCACCACCACCGGUUCCACAAAGGGCACCAACACCAAAUAUACCAGUUUCUGCCCCUGCGCUUACUCCACCAGCUGCUUCAACCCCACAGCCCCCAGCUCCACUACCUCAAAUUACAAUGCCAAUGGACCUCUCUCUGUUCUCUCCGCUGAUGAUGCAGCCCAUGUCACUACAGUCGUUACCCUCACAAAUUCCCGCUCAGUUACAAGCUGUUGAACCUGGUCUGGCUUCAGAUCUUGCACAGCUGUAUCAGCAGCAGCUCACACCUGCUAUGCUGCAGCAGAAUAAAAGACCCCGCACCCGUAUUACAGAUGACCAAUUAAGGGUGCUAAGGCAGUACUUUGACAUAAAUAACUCACCAAAUGAGGAACAAAUAAAGGAAAUGGCCGACAAAUCGGGACUUCCACAGAAAGUCAUCAAGCACUGGUUCCGUAAUACUCUAUUCAAAGAGAGACAAAGAAACAAAGACUCCCCUUAUAACUUCAACAAUCCACCCAUUACCACUCUAGAGGAUAUCAAAAUUGAUUCUAAACCACCUUCACCUGAACCUCAGAGGUCAGAAUCUUAUGGAAGCAAAAGGUCCUCAAGGACACGUUUUACUGACUACCAGCUCAGAGUACUGCAAGACUUUUUUGACGCUAAUGCCUACCCUAAAGAUGAUGAAUUUGAGCAGCUGUCUAACCUUCUAAGCUUACCAACUCGGGUCAUUGUUGUAUGGUUCCAAAAUGCAAGACAGAAAGCUCGUAAAAAUUAUGAAAACCAAGGAGAAGGAGCGAAAGAAGGCGAGCGGCGGGAGCUGUCCAACGAUCGUUAUAUUCGCACUACCAACCUAAACUAUCAGUGCAAGAAAUGCAGCCUGGUCUUCCAGCGCAUAUUUGACCUCAUCAAACAUCAAAAGAAGCUGUGCUACAAAGAUGAGGAUGAGGAAGGACAAUAUGACAGUCAAAACGAGGACUCUGUUGAUCUCUCACAUGAAUACUAUACAUCUUCUGGGUCAUCGGGCCACACACCAAAUCCAUCAUCUUCAAGCCUAUGCCCUCUUCCACCUUCAUCCUCGGCGUUCUCUCAAAUUACAUUAUCAGAAAAGAUUGAAGCUGCAUCCGCUAACACUUCAAACCCUUUCGAUGAUAAAUUUAAAAGCACUGCAGAGUUAUCACUGAGUCAGUCGUCUAUGAAGCAGGAAAACAGCCAGAGUCCUGAGAUGCUACAACAGAAACCAUCAAGAGAUGAAAAGGUUCACGUACCCUCAAAGAACACAAAGCUUUCUUCCCCUUCCCUUUCCCAACAGCAACAUAGUGAAGCUUCAGCGUCAGCCUCUCACACCAACCAAAACCCCUCUCAAAGUUCCCUCAUGUCUCUUAAUCCCCAUUUAGCCUCACAGCAGCAGCUGGCCCAGCAAAUUAUUCCCUACCAGUGUGAGCAAUGUAAGCUUGCCUUUCCCUCCUUUGAACACUGGCAAGAACACCAGCAGCUUCAUUUCUUGAGUGUUCAGAACCAAUUUAUUCAUCCCCAGUUCUUGGAUCGCCCAAUGGACAUGCCCUUCAUGUUAUUUGACCCCAGCAAUCCUUUGCUGGCUAGUCAGCUUCUUGCUGGAGCACUUCCACAGAUUCCAGGCAACUCUGCCACUUCCCCGUCUACACCCACGUCCACGAUGAACUCCCUGAAAAGGAAGCUGGAGGAGAAAGCAGGGACAAGUCCAGGGGAAAAUGAUAGUACCAAUAGUGGAGAAGAACCACAUAGAGACAAACGCCUUCGAACCACUAUUACACCUGAGCAGCUUGAGAUCCUGUAUCAAAAAUAUUUACUGGACUCGAAUCCCACUCGAAAGAUGCUUGACCAUAUUGCUCAUGAGGUGGGGCUCAAAAAACGAGUGGUCCAAGUAUGGUUCCAAAACACCAGAGCUAGGGAAAGAAAAGGGCAAUUUCGUGCUGUUGGGCCAGCUCAGGCCCAUCGUCGUUGCCCCUUCUGUCGAGCACUUUUUAAAGCUAAAACCGCCCUGGAAGCCCACAUCCGUUCACGUCAUUGGCAUGAGGCAAAGCGUGCUGGGUACAACUUGACACUUACUGGUUUGCUGUCUGAACAAGAUGGCAUACACUUUAAGAUAGAUCCUCAAGAUCUUAUGAACUUCUCUCAUAUGGGUUCUUCUAUCAGUGAUGCCCAUUGCUCAUCUUUGUCACCUAUGAGUAAAAACAUGGACUUGUCUCCCAGGGCACUUUUAAGUCCAACAUCAAUCAAGGUCGAAGGAAUGGAGGAGUUUGAAAGCCCAACUAUGUCAUCAGUAAACAUGAGUUUUGAUCCGACCAAACUUGAUAAUGAUGAUUGUUCCUCUGUUAACACUGCAAUUACUGAUACCACCACAGGCGAUGAGGCAAACGCAGAAAAUGACAACACAGAUGUGAAGCACAGCCAAAACUGUGCAGAUUUCUUGUCCAAGGCUGCUGGAACGAUCCCAUCUCUUGAGAAUGAUGACCAGAUGUCAUCUGGACUAGUAAGCCCUGCAACAAGCUAUUAUACGAAAGACUUUGAAAAUGAACAUAUAUUGGAUUACAGUGAAACAUCCAGUCUAGCAGAUCCUUGUUCACCAAGCCCUGGGGCAUCUGGUAGUAAAAGUAUCGAUAGUGGAGACAGGCCUGGUCAAAAGCGCUUCCGAACUCAGAUGACUAACCUUCAGCUGAAAGUGCUAAAAUCCUGCUUCAUUGAUUAUAGGACCCCUACAAUGUUGGAGUGUGAGGUACUUGGCAAUGAUAUUGGACUUCCAAAAAGAGUUGUGCAAGUGUGGUUCCAGAAUGCCCGUGCUAAAGAAAAGAAGGCUAAACUCAGUAUGGCUAAGCACUUCGGAAUCAACCAAACAUCCUACGAGGGACCGAAGACAGAGUGCACCUUGUGUGGUGUCAAAUACAGUACACGCAUCUCAGUGAGGGACCACAUCUUCUCUCAGCAACACAUCUGCAAGGUGAAGGAAACCAUUGGGAACCAACUCGACAAAGAAAAAGAGUACUUUGACCCGGCCACUGUUCGUCAGCUGAUGGCCCAGCAAGAGAUGGAUCGCAUAAAGAAAGCCAAUGAGGUCCUUGGGCUAGCACAACAACAAGUCAUGCAACAACAAGGGAUGUUUGACGGUCCUGCCCUGCAAGCUUUGAAUCUACAGUCGGCUUAUCCAAAUCUGCAAGGGAUGUCUCCAGUUCUCCUGCCAGGGGUUGGAAGCUCUUCUAUUCCAGGCUUUAAUUCAUCCAACACAGCUUUAACCCCUCCAAAACCUCCAAACAUCCUAAACAUGCCUGGUGCCAGUGUACCUUCACCCAGUCUCCCAACGUCUGGUUUACCCAACAAGAUUUCCUCUUCUUCCUCUAUGGCCUCACCCAAUCCCGCCCAGGCCAGCACUUCUGUUGCCCAUUCAAGUACCACUACCACAUCCUCAUCAAACUCCCUGACCACUAAACUAGGAACUCGGGCUGAUCCUCUUCAGCGUGAAGCUGAAAAAGCCAGGGUGAAAGAAAAGCCUAAAGAAAAGGUUGAAAAGUCCCCUACACCAUCCUCAACUGGGGGCACCCCGGCUCCCUCCACUUCUGCUGCCAGUGCCAAGAAAGAAAAAAACGACCCAGCUGUUCCUGCAACUUCGAUGCCAACCCCUGGCAUGGAAUAUGUGAUUGAUCCUGCUCAGCUCCAAGCUUUGCAGGCAGCUUUAGCAUCAGAUCCAACAGCUCUGCUUACCAGCCAGUUUCUGCCCUAUUUCAUGCCAGGUUUUUCUCCAUAUUAUGCCCCUCAGAUUCCAGGUGCUCUUCAAGGUGGAUACCUUCAGCCAAUGUAUGGUAUGGAAAGUCUUUUCCCCUAUAACCCAGCGUUAUCACAAGCUUUAAUGGGACUGUCACCAGGGUCCUUGCUCCAGCAUUACCAGCAAUAUCAGCAGAGCCUACAGGAAGCACUGCAGCAGCAGCAGCGGCAGCUGCAGCAGAUCCAGCAACCCAAAGCAAGCAAGACUUCAGUCCCUACCAAGCCCUCUGUGGACCGUAAACAUUCUGCCAAAGAUUCAGUAAAAGCAGAGGAGAAAAAAGGCUCUCUCCCAGUCGAUACAUCUUCUCAUAACAAUUUAGCCCCUGAGCAGCAUGAAGUGGAUGGUAAAGGUGCAGACACCCUCCUUGACAAAUACAUAGUUCCCAAAGUUCAGUAUCGGUUGGCGUGCCGAAAAUGUCAAGCUGUUUUUAGCAAGGAGGAUGCAGCUGUUAGCCACCUAAAGUCAGUGUGCUUUUUUGGUCAGUCUGUGGCAAACCUGCAAGAGAUGUUGCUUCGGGUCCCCAGUAGUGGCAGUUCAGCUGAGGGUGGCCUCUAUGACUGCCUGGUUUGUAAUGUUACUCUGGAUGGGGAAAAAGCACUUAGUCAACACCUGGAUUCAUCCUUGCACAAACACAGAACAAUCACGAGAUCAGCCAGAAAUGCCAAAGAGCAAGCUACUAGUUUAUUACCUCACUCUUCAACCUGCUUCCCAGAUCCUAACACCGCAUCUACCUCGCAGUCCGUCACUCAUCCCAACAACACCCCAUCGACUUUGCCAACCACCAUGCCAUCGUCAUCUGUGUCUGCAUCAUCGAGUUCCUCCACUGCUACCCCACUUAACACAUCAGCUGCCAGCGAGCCCUGGUCCCAGGCCCCCUUCUCUAAAACUUUAGCUGGAAAGCCCAAUGCCACUGCAUCCACAUCAUCCUCUUUUCCUUCAGUAUCUUCACCGUCAACGGUUACCUCAAGUUCAUUGAGCACCUCAGGGGUUCAGACCUCGAUACCAACAGACGUCUUUACCGAUGAGUCUGACUCUGACAGCAGUCAGAAAUCUGCAGACAGGUUGGGCAGGUUAGCGGAAGAGCCACAACAGCCCAGCUGUCUCAAAAACAGUGAUAGUUGUAGUAGUAAUAUGGCUAGUGUAGGAACAGACUCCAUCAGAUUGUGAAACAGCUUUCAGUGAUAUUUAAUUAACAAAAAGGAAAAAAAAAAUAA